AUGGCUUCUUUCGAUCCGAAUGUUCCUACCACUUCCCUGCCAUAUACCUGCAAUACCUGUCUCGUUGCCUUCCGUGGCAGCGAUGCCCAGCGGGAUCAUAUGCGCAGAGACUGGCAUCUCUAUAACAUGAAACGUCGUGUUGCUUCUCUACCCCCCGUGUCUCAGGAAACUUUCAACGAAAAAGUCCUCGCCGCCAAAGCCACAUCCUCCGCCGCGGCUGCCAAGGCCUCCUUUGAGAAGACAUGUGUUGCCUGCCAGAAGACUUUCUACAGCGAGAACUCGUACCAGAACCAUGUCAAGAGCUCGAAGCACCGGGCGCGCGAGGCGCGACUACACAAAGAGAACGCGGCUGAGUCCUCGUCCGUCAUGAGCUCAACCUUCUCACUGGGUGAACCGAUCAACAAGCCGCGUGCCGAAACCGAUGUGUCCACGAUCACGAAGGACCUCGACACCGCGACUAUCAACGAACAGGAAGGAGAAAAUGACGAGAAUGAUGAGAUGGACGAAUCACCCGACAACGGCGAAUUCAGCCCCGCCCGCUGCCUCUUCUGCCCCACUAAGUCCGCGAAUCUUCAAGAAAACACCGACCACAUGCUCAAGAGCCAUGGCAUGUUCAUCCCAGAAAAAGACUUCCUGGUCAAUCUCGAAGGCCUGGUGCAUUACCUGAAUCGGAAAAUCACCGAGAACAAUGAAUGUCUCUACUGCCAUGCGAUUAAGAACAGCCCCGCCGGCGUCCGCACCCACAUGCGCGACAAGGGUCACUGCAUGAUCGCCUUCGAGACCGAAGAGGAGCAGAUCGAAAUCGGCCAAUUCUACGACUUCCGGAGCACGUACUCGGAUGAUGAGGAUGACGAUGCCGCUUCCACCGCCAGCGACAUGGUCGAAGAUGGCGGCGUCAAGGUCGACGGCGAAGACGACGGCUGGGAGACCGAAACCUCGGCUUCCUCCAUCGACGAAGACGACAUGCCCAAAAACCCCACCGUCAUCUACAAAACAGAGUAUGAAAUGCACCUCCCCUCCGGCCGGAGCAUCGGCCACCGUUCCCUCGCCCGCUACUACCGCCAGAACUUGCACAACUACCCCACCGCCGACGAGCGGGCCGCACGCCAACUGGCCAUCGAGAAUGGCGAGAUCCAAGAAGAGCAGAAGCCCCGCGGCCGGAAUCUCAACCGCGCUGUCAUCAGUCGUGGCAACGGCGGCUCGGGCAUGAUCGGCGCCACGGAGAGUCAGAAACAUGUCGCGGUCCUGUCGGAGCGUAAAGACCGUACGCGCGCUCUCCGGCAAGAACAGAGAUACACGGCUCGUGUCCAACGUGCUGCUAACAACCAGAGGCAUUUCCGGGAUCCUCUCCUGCAAUGA
Messenger RNA from Aspergillus tanneri, 1359 nucleotides. Its product is annotated as putative C2H2 finger domain protein. The coding region runs from base 1 to 1359 and encodes 452 amino acids. Gene Ontology annotation, biological process: ribosomal large subunit biogenesis. NCBI's taxonomy places the organism in Eukaryota, Fungi, Ascomycota, Eurotiomycetes, Eurotiales, Aspergillaceae. The record is from RefSeq and is a predicted model, not a curated record. Gene Ontology annotation, cellular component: preribosome, large subunit precursor. Gene Ontology annotation, molecular function: zinc ion binding; nucleic acid binding. The transcript has 3 exons.